GCGGCGGGGUGCUGGCAGCUGCGGAGGCCGGGCGGUGCAGCCACGAGCCGCGCUCGGCGAGCCAGCCGGGACUCUGCGUGCCGGGAGCUCGCAGGGUGAUCCUUGCUGGCUGCGGAGCGGGCAUCGCUGCCCCGUCGGGCCGAUCGCACUCGAUCGGUCGGGCGCCGGGUGGCCGGUGCUGGGCGGGGGCAGGCCAGCGGACCGCCUCUGCCAGGCUGCGCCUUUGCUCGGGGAUGCUGUGGGAGUGGGGCGGAUUCGCUCCUUCCCGGGCCCCUCCCGCUGCCGCGGCGCCUCGGCCACGUCUGAAAGCGGCUCAUUGUCUGUCGGCAGCUCGGAGCUGCGGCGGUGGCGGCAGGCGGCGGGAAGCUACGGGCAAGCUGGUGCGGGCGGGGGUGCGGGUAUUCGACAGGACUGGAAGUCCCGGUCAGACCUUUUUUUCCGGUCUCAAACAACGGUGCUUUAAAGGGGAUGUUUUUGAGCCGAUCACAGACGCCUCUGCUCGCGGCGGUGUAGCGGUGAUAUCAGUUGCGGCGGAGCCGAUGUCGCACCGACAGAGGUAGAGGUGACAUGGUGGUCGGAAACCUUUGUCAUUAUUUCUUAGUUGCAACAGUUGCUUCAGUGGGACACGCAGUGCGCACCUCAGGCCAAUCGUCCUCGGACCGUUUGAAUUUGAGGACGCUAUUGUACCGGUGCGGACAGAGAUUCUCAACUUUUCUCGUUGACUUUCCUCAGUGAGAAUGGCAAGGAUUCGAAUUCCUAGCACAAUUGUUAUAAUUUUUGUGACAGUUCAGACUGGAUUCUUACUCUUCAUGUAUGCCCGGUAUAGCAGCUUUGUGCAUCAGUCCGAGGAGAAACCACGUCAGGUCCACGUACUUAUUCUGUCUUCUUGGCGGUCAGGAUCUUCUUUUGUUGGUCAACUUUUCAGCCAGCAUCCCAGCGUCUUCUACCUGAUGGAACCUGCGUGGCACGUGUGGGUUACAAUGUACCAGAACAGUGCCAAAGUCUUGCACAUGGCAGUGCGGGACUUAGUCAGGUCUGUCUUUUUGUGUGACAUGUCUGUGUUUGAUGCUUACAUGCCUUGGAAAAGAAACUUAUCUGAUCUUUUCCAGUGGGCAGCAAGUCGGGCUCUGUGUUCAUCUCCCGCUUGCGACUCUUUUCAACGUACUGACAUAACCAGUGAAAUGGCAUGCAAGACUCUUUGUGGACGGUAUCCGUUCAGCAAGGUGGAGGAAGCCUGUAAAACUUACAGCCAUGUUGUCAUCAAGGAAGUUCGAUUCUUUGACUUGAAGGUCCUGUACCCCCUUCUCACUGAUCCGUCCCUGAAUCUCAAAAUUAUUCACCUGGUCCGUGAUCCCAGGGCAGUCGUUAAGUCACGGGAACAAUCGGUCAAAGCGUUAACUCGUGACAAUGGAAUUGUCUUGAGUACCAAUGGCACUAAAGUGGAAGACAGCAAGUACAAAGUAAUGCAAGAGGUUUGUAGAAGUCAUGUUCAGAUUUAUGAAACAGCAACUUUAAAACCACCUAAUUUCCUGAAAGAUCGCUAUUUAAUGGUCCGUUUUGAAGAUCUGGUAAGAGAUCCAUUAUCAGAAAUCUCAGAAAUGUAUAAAUUUGCAGAUCUCAGUUUGACUCCCAGGCUCAAAAGCUGGAUCUAUAAUAUCACGCAUGGACAGGGAUCAGGAAAAAAAAAAGAAGCUUUCAAAAUAACAUCUCGAGAUGCAGUUAGUGUUUCACAGGCCUGGAGAAAUAUUCUUUCCUUUCAGAAGGUUAAGAAAAUACAGGAAGUUUGCAAAGGUGCUAUAAACAUGCUUGGUUAUCAGCUGGUGGAUUCAGAAAAAGAACAAAGAGAUCUGACAUUGGAUUUAGUGUUGCCGAGACGACAAAGCCAGUUCAGUUGGUUGUCAUUUAAUCCAAAGCUCUGAGAUAUUUUUUAGAGAUCUGGGGAGAUGGGGCAGGGUAGAUGUUUGAAUAUGUCUCUCCUAUGUAGCAUACGGUAGUUGAAACAUGCCUGGCCGAUGACUUUAACUAUCUUUUUGUCUACUCUUUUUCUGGAAUGUGAGAAGGUUUUUUUUUCCCUGAUUUUUUUUUUUUUUUUUUUAAAUUAAAAAAAGACAGCAACUGUGCUGCUCACAGCAUUAAGAAUACCAUUUAAGCACUUUCUAUUAAAAGAUGGGUUAUCGAAGAUGUCUUUGUUUAUUAAUAAUAGUUGACUUUUUUGUGGUUUAAUUAUUUAAGGAUAAUAAUUCUUUAUUUGUAUAUAUUGAACAAAAUAGAUAUUAAAUUCUUUCACUUCUUCUUUUGCUUUAAGGUUGAUGUGCAAUUUUGUAUUUUUUUUUCAGGCUUCUCUUGAUGUUUUAAAUUUUAGACUACAGGUUCUCCAAAAGGUGGGGCAACUGCAGCAGUUGCGUUGUAAAAGGCUUAAAUGGGAGCUCCGUUUAUUGAUAGGUUUCAUAGUGGUUUCCUUGGAAUGGUAACAUUUACAAUCAGAUACUUGAACGUGAUGUUCGCUGGGAGUGCAAAAAGCAAAAGAUAUGAAGAAACUUUCAGUGGAAUCACUGUAAAAAUAGCAUUUCAGUGUUGUCCCUGUUGUAUUUUGAUGCCUGAAAGACAGGCUAGAAAUAAAACCCCAUAGACCGGUGUCUGUAGAGCAGGUGUUUGUUUAUUGCAGUGCCGGAGGGGCAUCAUUUCCCCCCUUUAUUCUUUUGUGAAUCGUUUCACAACUCGUAAGGCGGUCCCGGCGCGCAUUCCCUGAAAAUACGUUCCCCUCUCCCACCUGUCUCAACCGGUAGCUCCUCCGAUCAUCGUAGGAAGUCGUUUGUUUGUACCACCACAAAAUACAUGGAGUGAGCACACAUGUACAGAGCAUGAUCAGUCCCAAAAACAAAUUUCCCAAAAAUAAUUGUUUUAGCCAUUUGAAACUUGGAAGCCAGGAUGUGUUUCCAAAAAGUGGUUUGUCCAAGAAGCGUCAUCUUUUGUCAUUUUGUGAAGCGCUUUUGCACGUUGCAGAUUGUGUGUAUGUCUGUGGGUAUUUGCCCCGAUUGAGCCACCUGGGUACAGUAAGUAAUAUUCACCAGUGUGCAAACUCCUCCUAGUUGUGCUGUAAUCAUAUCUAAUACCAUUUGAUUCUGGAAUACUACCUCUUUUAUGGAAUCUACCUGUGUCUGCAAUUGUCCAAAGGCAUCUGCUGUUUUAUUUGCAAGUAUUUCCAYGUCUGCUGAGAUGUUAACAAAAGCCUUUUCCAGGUGUGCAUUUAAUUUGUGAUCUGGUUGCUUAGGUUGAUUCUCAAACACAGUAUAGAGUUUCUCAUGCAGUUAUUUGUUGUGACUUUUCGAUACUCACUGAUACACUCAUGACCUACUUGAGCCAAGUUUUCAUCSUGAGUAGCAUUCAAUCCGUAAGGCCUACCUACCAUAACUGAUUUUAAGCGGCUUGAUCUUUUGAUCUAUUUUUCUCUCUCUGAGUUGUGCAAGGGCAAUAAGUAAGGCUUGUUACCAGUAAAAAUUGGUUUUCYGGCAAAUUUUUGCUAUUUGCUUCUUGAUCGUGAGAUUCAUUUUCUCUACUUGACCACUAGCUUGCCAUCUGCAGUGAAGUUGACACUGAAUUCGUUGCGCUUUACCGACUGCUUGCGUACCUUGUGUACAAAAAUGUGUUCCCCUAUCAGAGGAAAUUUCCCUGGGUACUCCAAACCUAGGGGUAAUUUCUAGGGGCAGAAGUUAUCUAGGGAUAAUUUCAUGGGGCAGUACUUUUACUACUUCUCUUUGUUUGUUUUGCAAGGGAAUGCCUCUGGCCACCCAGAAAAAGUGUCAGUAAGCACCCACAGGUAUCUGAAACCCCCCCUUUCUUGGGAGCUUGGAAAAACUUUUUUGCCAUGCAUUCCCCCAGGGAAAGGCUCCCCUGUCAAUCACUCAUUGUUCUGAUCUGACUGUUGUAUUGGGAUUGUGCCUCAAAUGAAUGUCAAAUUGCGAGGUUACUUCCUUAAUAACCGCUGACAGAUGUGGGCCUGCAAUUGGUGUUUUGAGAUGCUGAUAAAAGAAAGUGAGAAGCAAAGCAAAAGCUACUCAAUAGGUAUGCAGUACAGUAUUAUUCAAACUGGUUUAAUCUGAGAAGGACAUUAAAGGCUUGUUUACUACCAAGAAAAAGGAUAACCUAUGUUAAGGUUGCACCAGAGGAAGUGGAUUUCAAGAAUGAACAAACAUUCCUGAAUUACCUUUGGUUCUUAAAAUCAUCAUGUGUUUUAUCAGAGGAAAGCAUUGCUAUAAAUACUAUUUCUCUUUCAUCUGGAAUCCACAUACACUAAUAAUCUUCAUUGCAGCUUUGAAUCUGCCAGCCACUAUGAUUAAUGCCAAUCAACACUUAGAAACAAAAAGCGCUUAUUAAGUUUUCAAUCAAAACCAAAGCGGUACAAAUUGAAAGCAUGCUGGAAGCCUAGAUCAAAUUUUCAAAAAUCUUGUCUCUCCAGUGAGUACCCAGGGUCCGCAGCAGCUGGCUGAGCCGAUUUCAAGGUCUGGAGAGCCUUUCCCGGGCAAGGCUCCCAAGUGUACCCUGAAGGGGUUCCAGCUUUUGAUAAACCCAAAUUGGCAAUUGAUUACAUUUUUAGUGCAGAAACACGUGGGUCUGUUGGCACUUCCCAACCAGCCAGGGCCAGGGCUUGGCCAGAGCCUAGGCCUCAACUGGGAGGGAUUCCCUAAAAUAUCCUACAACCAGGCUUUUAUCAAAACUGCUUUUUCACAUAUUUCUACACAAGUUAUCAGCUCAUGUUCUUAAACCAUUGCCUACCAUUCUCCAUCACAAUUGUUUCAGUAGGCUUCAUCCUGUCUCUAUAACAAAAAAACUUAAUAUUUCUUUUUAAAUGAGUACAUUAGAGCAAAGUUUAAACUGAAUUUCACCUAAACUUAAUGUCAUUCGAAAGCAACAUCAUCGAAAUCUGACAACACCCAAUAGAAACUGUCUGACAGAGCUUAAACCCAUUAGAGUACAAACUGAACCUCCGCAAAACCCCUACAACAACUACACGCAAUAGAACUUAAGGUAUUUUAAAGAGCUUGACCUCAACAAAACUUAAUAUAAAUGGAGUUUAGCGACUAAUGAAAUCAGUAAUUUGUUCCAUAGCGGCUAUUUACUUUUAUGGUGCUCACAUGAAGCACCAAUCAUAGAACAUACAUUUUCAUUCAUUCACACUCACUCACCGCAUUCGAUAACACUUCAUUUGCUCCCAUUCGUAUCCAAACAACACCACCAYACUAAGCUACCUUUGUUUUCAGAUCACCUUUUCUCCACGGGUUUUAAAGCACUCCAUGUAGGCCUAGGUCCUUCCAGUAAAAUGAACAAGGAUAUCCUUCAGAGUCUUCUUCACAGAUCUCACAGUCUAGAGUAGGAUGUCUCCAGGGGCCACCUGGUUUGCCUGUAACUUUGAGGCUUAAUAAUGCUGCACGUUUUGCUUCUUGGUCCGCUAUGUUAUUUCUUCCGAUGGUUUUACUUAGGCCCUUUUGAUAUUCCUUAAUAURUACCACUGCUAAUUGUUCUGGUUUUCUGACUGCCUUUAAAUUGUCUUUGAUCAGCUGUUCGUGGAUUAGUCCCUUUCCUGAGAAGUUAUUAGACUCCUUUCUUACCAUAUUUCCCAGAUGUAUGUAUCACCCCAAAUGCAUAUUUGGAAUCCGUAUAAAUUGUCCGAAGAAUGGGAUCUUCUAGCUGUUAACAAAAGGAUCAGGACCUGAGGUAUCACUGCCCUUUGUGAGGAUAAUUGACAGGAAUAAAUAAAUUUUCAUUCAUUGGCUCUUAAGAAGCUUGGGCACGUUCUCUAAUUAGCAAAAGUGAGCAAACCCACCUUUUCCUACUACUGAGGACAUGUCACCUUUAUGACCAGACAUUUAUUCUCAAUCCAUAGUGCCUUAUGGAUACUGAUACCAAAGCCAAGUACAUUACUUAAUUGAUUUAAUAUUAAUGCAAAUAAUGUGUUUUACAGCAAUAAUCAUUACAUAUGAUACUGGGUUUAUCAAAUGUACAUAAUGA
This is a messenger RNA of Malurus melanocephalus (red-backed fairy wren), 6006 nucleotides long. RefSeq names its product carbohydrate sulfotransferase 5-like. Gene Ontology annotation, biological process: N-acetylglucosamine metabolic process; carbohydrate metabolic process; keratan sulfate proteoglycan biosynthetic process. Gene Ontology annotation, molecular function: N-acetylglucosamine 6-O-sulfotransferase activity. Bases 738 to 1919 code for a protein of 393 amino acids. NCBI's taxonomy places the organism in Eukaryota, Metazoa, Chordata, Aves, Passeriformes, Maluridae. The transcript has 3 exons. The record is from RefSeq and is a predicted model, not a curated record. Gene Ontology annotation, cellular component: Golgi membrane.